AUGAGCCUGAAACUUUUCAUGGACAAAAAAAGUAACAAAGUUCUCUUCGCCGAAGCGGGCAAGGAAUUCAUCGACUUCCUCUUUAACUUUCUCGCCCUGCCGGUCGGAACUCUUGUUCCACUUCUUAAUCAGGAAGUAUUAAGCAGCUUCCAAAACAUUUACCAGAGCAUUCCAAAUUUUGGUGACGCUUACCUUCAACCAAAUUUUAUCAAAGACACUCUCCUGAAGCCCAAAGUUUACGUCCCUGGUGGUUGUUCAGACUCUCUCCAACUGCCAAACGUGGAAUUAUCAACACCAAGGAAAUAUACGUGUUGUAUUGAAAGUCACAGGUACGUGUCUAAUGAUAAAAUUGCAGUCUGUCCUUCGUGCCGGUCUUAUAUUAGCACCUAUGGUGAAAUUGUUGACACAUCAUCAAUACCCUCCUCUGUUCAGCGAGGGUACGUGAAAGAGUUGGUUACGUACAUGGUGAUGGAUGAUCUAGAAGUGAGACCAUUGUCCUCGAUUGUGUCUAUCGGCACUAUUCUUAACAAGUUUAAUAUCAAGGACAUAGGGGCUCUUGAGGAAAAAGUGGUCAAUUUGAGCAAGGAUGUGGGUUUGAAAUUGCUCAAGACUUCUUUGCAUUCGAAUAGUGUUCUGACCGAUAUUUUCCUCCCGAUAUUGGAGGAGGAAGUCAAGAUGGAGAAUUAA
Messenger RNA from Quercus robur (English oak), 687 nucleotides. RefSeq lists its product as uncharacterized. The coding region runs from base 1 to 687 and encodes 228 amino acids. NCBI's taxonomy places the organism in Eukaryota, Viridiplantae, Streptophyta, Magnoliopsida, Fagales, Fagaceae. The record is from RefSeq and is a predicted model, not a curated record. The transcript is spliced from 2 exons.